Messenger RNA from Annulohypoxylon truncatum, 5489 nucleotides. RefSeq lists its product as uncharacterized. The transcript is spliced from 4 exons. The record is from RefSeq and is a predicted model, not a curated record. Bases 564 to 5282 code for a protein of 1572 amino acids. Gene Ontology annotation, molecular function: protein binding. Lineage: Eukaryota; Fungi; Ascomycota; Sordariomycetes; Xylariales; Hypoxylaceae.
GCUAUCUUCUCUAUUCAACUACCGUCUAUGACAACUUCUAGUAACCUUGAAACGCACCUAUUCUUCCAGUAGAACUUACAUUCAUUCUGGACACAACCCACGUAGACGAAUACCCGACCACUUUCGACGAAUUAUAAUCCAACUGAAACUCGUAAGCGACCCAUCCCGACAAUUUCAGCAUCUCGACAGACCGCCGACCCCUCGGUACCAUAUCCACAAUCGAACCAAUCCAACUCGCCAAUUGCGACGUGUAUUAUCCAUCUUCUAUCUACGUAUUAUCCAUCCAAAACGCGUCUUGGCGACGUCGUAGAUCAGUCGAAGCGAAAGCAAUCCCCGACCGACUUUUCCGUAGCGUUUCGUGACGAUUCCCCUUAAAGAUAUAACUAUCGCAUAUAUUACCGUAAUCGCGAGCCCUCAACUGUGCAACAAACGCAUCGGGAUCAUUUCCCAGACCUUGUCAAGUCGAAGCGCUUCCAAUAGCACCUUUAAACAGGCCGUGAUCCCCCGAGACUCACAGCGAGGUGCAGUUUGAAGUGCUUUGAACGACGCCAUAUCAUACACACAUGAGUCAUCUACUUUGGAAAUAUUACUGGGAAAAUGACGUCGACAAAUUUCGUCGGCUGCUGGCCCCGGUCAGCUAUUCCCAGAAUCCAUCCAAGGGUCCAGCUACGACAGUAGGCAGUCCCGGCGCAUUCGGGAGUUCUCCACGAGCCACUAAAUCUCGUAAGGCCUCUGGUUUCGGUGCUGGCGUUGGCGCACCCAAGACUGCCGGCAACAGCCUUGGAAAGAGUGAGAUUAAUAGCCGUGACCAUGCGGGGCUGACUAUUCUUCUCCGGGCUGCAUCAUCUACCUCCUCGGACGCCGCCUCUUUCGUUGAGGCCCUUCUCGACCAUCCUGCGAUCGAUAUAUAUGUCCAAGAUUAUGAGAGCGGCUGGAAUGCUUUGCAUAGGGCACUCUAUAAUGGAAAUAUUUCUAUCGCGCGACUACUCCUAGAGAAGGAGCGUAAGGACUUGACAGGCUCUCUCGGCGGUGCUACUGUGACUAGGGUAGCCCAGUUGAUAAAGACGAAGGACCACGAAGGAAAUAGCCCCUUUGAUGUUUACAAUGCGACCAUCGCACUACGUACUCUCAAAGCCUCGGAGGAUCGUGCAAGUUUGGAAGAGGAUGAGUCAGACACAGACGAGGGUUCAAGUAAUGACGACGCCAGACACCACAGUAGAUAUCCUGGCCUUGGCGAAGAAGUGUUCACAUUUGGAAGCAAUAAUAAUCUUACCCUCGGCCUUGGUGAUGAAGAUGACCGACAGUUCCCCGAGCGCAUCUAUCUAAAGCGACCUGAUCAUUUGAUUCAGCAUUUCUACGAUCAAUAUCUUGAGGAGAGGAAGCGUCGAUUCAAUACGGAUGAUUCUAUGUCUCGUGAUAUGUCAGAGGUCCCCUCGUUAAUCCAAAACCGCGCCUUAAUAAUCCAAGAUGUCGUACUUUCCAAGCUGCAUAGCGCUGUUCUUACCACCGACCCCAUGUCUAACUUAUACGUCUGUGGUAUUGGACGUGGAGGUCGUUUGGGUCUCGGUGAUGAGAAUACCAGGUUCAAUUUUAUGCCUGUUCAAGGCGGUUUGUCUGAUAGGAAGGUUGUCCAAAUAUCUCUUGGGCAGAAUCACUCGAUGGCCGUAACUAGUACAGGCGAACUUUGGACCUGGGGUUUGAAUACGUAUUCACAACUCGGGUUUGCCUUGCCCCCUCCUACAAAACCUGACGAGGAACCCAUGAGUUCGAUUCCUCGACAGGUAUUUGGCCCGUUGAAGAAGGAAUUCAUACUUGGAGCUGCAGCUUCUGCCAUCCACUCGGUGGCACAUACAGGCUCUUCAUUAUUCUGUUGGGGUAAAAAUGUAGGUCAACUCGCCUUAAUGGAUGCGGAUUCAAGGUCUCUCGAGGUUCAGACUAUACCCAGGAAGGUUGCCGCAACUCUUCUAUCUAAUCAUUCUUCCAUUGUCACAGUGUCGGCUAUCGAGAAAGCGACAUCUUGCCUAUUUGAGGAUCACACUGUCUGCGUCUUCACAAGCUACGGCUACAACAUGAUUAAAUUCCCUACGUACGACCCUUUUACAAGCUCGCCGCUCCAACGCUCAGUGCAGCUUUCUACAUCUUCGCGCUACGACUCUGGUCGUCGUGAAAUACAUCAUAUUACCUCUGGAGGAGAGACGAUAGCGGCAGUGACAGGAAAUGGCGACCUAUUCACAAUGAUGGUCAGCCAUAAAUCCGAUGGCAACCAGCCCGCUACAUCUACAACCAACCCAUCAAAGAUCAAGGAUGCUGUGACAACACCGCAAUGUAUCUGGAGCUCUAGAAAGGAUGCUGUCAAAUCCGUCACCGUUGGAGAAAACGGUUCUGUCAUGCUCUCUACUCAGUCAGGGGCAGUUUGGCGGCGCGUCAAGCGAACGAAAGCUAAAGAUACCAAGGCGCCCACGGCAGCAGACUCUAAGCGCAAAGACUUCAAAUUUCAGCGAGUCCCAUAUAUUACGGAUAUUGUCGCCGUCAGAAGCUCUGCGUUCGGUGCGUAUGCCGCGAUCCGAAAGGACUGCGACGUGACAAGGGAACAGAUCGAGAUCGACGAACCAACAUUGUGGCAAGACAUCGCCCCUCUAUUUCCCUUCUUGGGAUUCAAGGCCUCGAAUCAUAAGAUAAGAGAGAAUAAGGACACGUGGAAAUUCCAUGAUCCUGAGGUGCUAAAGGGUCGAGUUGAUACACUUGCAUACGAGGUGUUAACAUCGACUGAUCUUGAAGAAGACCUUCAAACGCACCUUCAAAAUUGGCGUUUCCAGCAUCAGGAUAUCGACACAGUCAUUCGUGCGGCCGCUUACCCGGAGCUAGAAAUUCCUGUACACUCUUGGCUUUUGUCGGCCAGAAGUCCAUUACUUCGAGCUGGGCUACAGCGAUUCAGAGAAACCGGGAAGUACGACGCCGUGGACCUCCUUAACAUCAGCGAAUGCAAUAACAUCACAGUCGUGGAGCUUACUGGCAGCGUCGAUCUAAUCACCCUGAUGAAUAUUGUCGUCUACAUAUACCGUGAUAGGGUUAUCCCAGCUUGGAACUUCACUCGGCAAUCAAAACCCCUUGCAUAUAGAUAUCGCCAAAUCCGCGCAGAGGUUAUGAAAAUAGCUACAAAGCUAGGAAUGAACGCUUUGGAGGCCGCUGCCAGACUCCAGAGCUCACCACCACGCUCUAUGAAUAUGGACUUCAAGAAAGCUAUCGAAGACCCGGCCUUUUUUGAGGACGGUGACGCCGUGCUGGAAUUAGAUGGUGACGAGAUCCCUAUUCAUAGUGCCAUGCUUUGCCAGAGAUGCCCAUGGUUCAAGGGCCUGUUCAACGGCCGUUCCCGUGGAUUCUGGUUGGAGAGUCGUCGUGCAGCACUGAAAGAUUCUGACCGUAUUAAGAUUGAUAUGAAGCACAUGGAUCCAGAGUCGUUCCAUUACGUGCUUCAGCACUUGUACGCGGACAUUGGCGAAGAGCUCUUCGAUGAUGUAGUUGCAGAGAAUGUCGAUGAGUUCUCCGAGUUAGUCAUGGAUGUCCUGAGUAUUGCGAACGAGCUCAUGCUGGAUCGUCUGUCUCAAAUAUGCCAGAAGGUUAUUGGUCGUUUCGUCACUACUCGAAAUAUUUCAAAUUUGCUUAAUGCUAUCAGUCCAUGUUCUGUGACCGAGUUUAAAGAUAAGGGGUUGGAAUAUAUCUGCCUCCAAAUGGAGUCAAUGCUUGAAAAUCAUCUACUUGACGACCUGGACGAAGAUCUUCUAGUAGAACUUGACGAAGUUGUCAGGGACAAUCAGCUAGCUAGAUGCCCCUUUGCGCGAAGCGGAAGGGCUGAUCUACUACUCCAUGAGCGUAACCCCCAACUAGCUUAUGAUAUUAAUGAUGAAAGACAGAGACGAGUGAGAGAAAUGGCUUUCAGGGUUUCCCAGAGGGAAGAAGAAAAGAAAUUGUCGUCUUCGUUGAAGACACGUGUGGGAAGUUUGGACGAAUCAUUUGGUACUUCUUCAAUGCCAGAUCGAUCUAGAAGAAAAUCAAAGGCGGUUCAAAACGAGCCCUUCACUCCCGAGCUUCGACCCAAGGACUCGCAUGCGGACCUAAUCUUUGCUAUGGACGAAGAAGAAUCCCGUAGUGGCACAAGCCCCAUUUCUCCGAGCCCCAAACCACUGCAAUCCAGCGAACGAACCGAUUUAGACCAAUUAUCUACACUUGCUGGCCCUUGGCGAGAUUCUAAAGGGAAGGUUGUUAAAGACUCUGUCUCGCCAGUUAUGACUCCCCCGACUUCUACAUCACAAUCGGACUUUGCUGCCACUAACUCACACAUCAACCCUAUCAUAAAACGUGUUCCACCUGGAGGUAACCCAUGGGGACCUUCAGCACUCCCAACAUCACGUUUAGACCUUAGUGAGAUACUGGCCGAGUCUCGACCCGUUCAAUCAGCGCUUUCUGCAGGCUUAGCAGCCGAGAGGAAAGAGCUAGGCAGCAAGAAUGCGUCGCAAAAGAUAUCUCAAAAGGAGAGGAAAAGGCAAUUACAACAACAGCAAGCAGAACAAGCAGCUCGACAAGAGUCCCAGUCCCAACAAUCACCAUGGACGAAGGCCGGAGAGAAGAAGGAAUCUCCUUGGCAAAAAGCUCCACUCGCUUCGAAGACGGCCUUAGCGGAUACUUUUGAUUCUCCAGCGGGUCCGUCAGCGAGUCUCCCCAAACCGAAAGCACUCCUUGCGCCGGAGGAUUCUUCCGAGAAUUCAAUACCACGACGUACGGCGUCCCCAGAUACCAGAUUUUCGGGCCAGAGAACCAAUAGUGGCACGCGAGCAUCCACGUCUACUUCCCAGUCCAAUCCGCAGCAACUAACCCCGCAUUCGAAGUCUUACAUCAAGCGAACACCCAAGCCAGAGCAAGAGAUGGGUCUCGGUCUAGCUGACAUCAUUGGCGAGCAGCGGCGUGAGCAGGAAGUUGUACGCGAAGCAGUUGCUAAACGCAGUCUACAGGAGAUUCAACAAGAGCAAGCCUUCCAGGAAUGGUGGGAUCAAGAGAGCCGACGCAUGCAAGAAGAGGAAGCAAGGCGGACGGCGCGUGAAGAGGGUAAGGACAAGAAGAAAGAUCACGGUGGCGGACGAAGGAGUAACCGCAAUAACAAGUCGAAAGGAGGCGGUACUAAUAAUCGUGGCGGCGGGGCUCCUGGCAGUAGUAGCGCUACUACAGAUGCAGGACCUAGUUCUAGUUCCAGAGGGCGAGGACGCGGGUAUAGGGGAAGGGCGACAUGAUAUACGAGACUACAGCUCGGACCAGCUUAAGUCGACGAGCGCGUCUCAAAUCUCAUGUGCGGAGUUUCGGCAACACAGCAUCGGAGGCAUUAUGUAUAUAUUCGUAGGGGUUUAUUAGCUCUCGCACACUGCUUGCUUCUGUUGGCUCUGUACAUAUUUCGAACCGAAGAAUCACGGCUCAAUCCACUUUCGAUGUUCAACUUUCAA